AUGCAUCUCAGCGACAUUCGCGACGCGUUUGACAAGGAGAACCUUUCCGAAAAGGCAUGGCAACUGCGGUGCAAGCUUCUUCCCCACAAAGAAGAAGUCGGGCGCCCCAUUUCAGAUAUCGAGGGGAGUCUCUCCGACGACGACCCAAAGAAGCAGCAGUCGCCUAAAAACCCCACCUUCGGCGUCGAUGCCACCGUCAAGACCUACUAUGAGGGCAAGAACAGCUGCAACGGCAUCUACGACUGGGUCGACUUUCCUCCCAAGCAGAUGAGCAAGAAGGCCGCAGAGAGCCAAGAUCGGCCCGCCAUCAAAGUCUACAAGAUCAAGGACAUCGAGAAGCCAGUCAUGGCAGGUCGAUACUCGUUGGCCUAUCACCAAAUCUCUAUCCAGAACCCGACCCUCGUCGCCGCUCUGGAGCCCAUUUUCAAGAAGGAAGAUGUUCACCUCGAUCCUAGCGAUACUGCUACCUUUGAGGCUCCGUUCCGACCUCUCUUUUUUUGCUACGAUGAGAUACUAGACCUGUACAAGACGACGGACGAUAGCGCGCUCAAGGGGUACCUGCAGCUCCUAGUACGGACUCUGGAUGACAUGCUCGGCGAGACGCGCGAGAAGAAGCGCAAGCUUCAGGCCAGCGGUCUUAUCAACUUCAAAAUGGCCUGGACGUACUUCCCGCGAAACUCCGUCGUGUACAGCAGCGCUCAGAACACGGAGCUGUUGUGCAAAGUAGAAGAUACAUCGUACGAGAGGACGGAUCAGGGCGUCUUCCUAAACAUCAAGUGCAAAAUUCUAACAUUCAAUGGGGAGAGCUUCGUGUGGUCCGACCAAGAGCUCCAGAUCCCCAAGUUCGCGGGAAACCGGCCGAUACUAGAGCUCACUCACUAUCCUCUGCAGUUUCAUUUGAACAAAGAAGAACUACUGCAGAGAACUCUAACGAGGGGCAAGAAGAGCAAGCACAAUGUGGAGGGCAGAAUCCUCAUUGAUGUUGUCGGGUUCAACAAGUACGAACGGACUCAGGGCAAAAGAGAAAACGACGACGCCGAAACGCGACGGAAUCCAAUCGCACCCGAGUCCGCCCUCUCCUCAAGCGAGACUUUCGGGUCCGAGAUCAAGACCCUCCUCGUUUCCCGCUCCAAUCCUGGCUCUACCGCGAGUCCGCAGUCCACCGUCAAUGCCGCGACUCCGCUUCCGCAUAUCGACAGAUGCGCGCUAGAGAUCGCGAUCGGACGUCAGUGGCCGCCGGAAGAGGAGGCCCACGCGAUGCUCGAGAUCGUCAUCUUCAACGUUGGUAUUUCGCAGCAGCUUUUCGACGUACGUGCCUUUUCGGACAACUUAUCCGUCUUGUAUCACGAGUCCAGUGCCGAUGUGCGGUUGACAGAGACUUGGAUUGUGGAAGCACUGCUUGUCUUUGCGGUUGGGAGGCUACUGCAGGGACGGGAUGAUGAGGACGGAGAGCUUCCGGGGACGAUGUACUUCAGGGAAGCAGUGAAGAGGACGCCUUUACUGAGUGACCUGCGGAAGCAUGGGACUAUUGGGGUGGAAAUCAUGGCUUUGACCGCGUUAUACUUGCAAAUUUCAGAUCGGAAAGAUGAUGCAUAUCUGCAUUCUAAUACUGCCUUACGGCUGGCCAUCAGCCAUGGUCUACAUCGGUCCAGCAGCUCUCAGAAUCCACGCCGCUCGGAGAAUGUCCAUCGGAACAGGUUAUGGUGGUCUAUCUACAUGCAGGAAAGGAGGUUGUGCGCCGCAGGCGGAUUCCCCAUGUCCAUUGAAGACUACGCGAUAACGACAAAGUCCCCGUACGAGGUGUUGGGAUUCCCAUCCGCCACAGCAUUGGACGUCAAUGUUCAAGCGGCGAGGAUUACCGGAAAGAUAACCGCCACAAUCUACUCACAAAGAGACGAGCCUGAGACAACUUUCAUCAAUAAUGUUCAAGAUAUUCUGCACUCCUUGUACGAAGUGGAAAAGAACAUGCCAUCCGAGUACUCGAUGGAAAUCAAGCCCUCUGGGCUGACCGUUGCAGGACGGCCCUUCAUGGAAGCCGCCACCACAGUAUCAAGAACUAGCUCCAGCUUACAUGUCUCGGUCUACUCGGCUGUAAUACAUACCGUUCGGCCAAUCCUACUGUACAUGGCUCGAAAUAGUCGCGAUCCAGAUCGCGAAGACCACAGCGGUGUCAGGCCUGCACUUGUACGACUUGCAGAGAUUUGUGUCGAGACGGCAAGCAAGAUCCUCGUCAUCCUGCAAGAACUUCGGAAGAGUGAGAUACUCGCAAAGAACGCAUUUCUCGACCUAGACGCAACAUUCUCCGUGGGAUAUGUGUUUGUCCUCGUUCAAGCCAUCAAUCCUGGUAAAGGGCUUGGGCACAAAGGUAUCGACGGAUCAAGGGCCAUUCUCAGGUACCUUGCCGCCCUGGGUAAUCGACCUGCAGCCAGACGCUUGGCAGAACUCGACCAGAUGUGUUCGCAUCUCGCCCUGCCUGUCUAUCAAUCUGGCAUUCAGCCCCUCGAAGAGUCACUCAUGGACCUCAUGGCGCAGCCCUUUUCAUUCUCGACUAGUCGCAGACACAGUUAUGCGGGCCCAGAAGGACCAUCAACAAGCGAAGGUUCGGCAAUAGCGAACAUCCAGGGGCUAUCAAGCGUCCAGGAUAGCACUGAUUCAACGUCGGAAGUCCAGGACAUGGAUGGCCAGCACGACUUUGGCUUCAGUGGCGCUGACUUGGCGAGUAUACCUCUGGAGGGCGAGAACAGCCUGUACUGGGUCUACCACACCCCCGGAUUCUCGUUUACUGGAGUCGAACAGACGGAUUGGGAAGCUUUAGAGAACCAGAUUCCGUGGCAGCAAUGAUAGCUGGAUCCUUCGGCCUCUAAUGAAAUCUAGUCCACCGCAAAGGGCCCGGUACCCGGAACCGACAUUUUAAACGUAUCCCGGUGACUUGUCAAUGUGGAAGGAGGCUGUUCUAACGCGGACACGUCUAGCUCAACGCCAUCAUUCCGAGCCCGAAGAACCUGACAUGUAGCAGUGCUCGGGUGUAGUUCCCGAGGGCAAGUGGACCCGCGGUCUAUGCCCCGGGCUCCUUGCACACGAUACAGCCAGCCGAUAGUAGAGGACGCUGGCUUCGUAUCCCGAGCGACUCGCUGAACUGCACCUCUCCAGAUUGCCGGUUUGCGGAGAGUCUGGGGCAAACCCCGCAAUCCUCUGAGCUCCACGAUGAAUCAAGCGCUUCCCCAGAUAAUCAC
Colletotrichum scovillei is the source of this 3233-nucleotide messenger RNA. RefSeq lists its product as uncharacterized. NCBI's taxonomy places the organism in Eukaryota, Fungi, Ascomycota, Sordariomycetes, Glomerellales, Glomerellaceae. Gene Ontology annotation, biological process: DNA-templated transcription. Bases 1 to 2841 code for a protein of 946 amino acids. The transcript is spliced from 8 exons. The record is from RefSeq and is a predicted model, not a curated record. Gene Ontology annotation, molecular function: DNA binding; zinc ion binding.